Molecule: messenger RNA, 1229 nt
Organism: Prosopis cineraria
Lineage: Eukaryota; Viridiplantae; Streptophyta; Magnoliopsida; Fabales; Fabaceae
Exons: 3
Coding region: 488-1036 (182 amino acids)
Source: RefSeq, a predicted model, not a curated record
UUUUCUCAAUCCCUUAUUCUCGGCCUUAUAUCUCGGUUGACAUCAUGGUCUGUAUGUAUAUAUGUAUGCGACCCACCUACUGUGCAGAAUAAUUCAGUUUUUGCUCAGUAAAUCUUCAUGGUAUCAAAGCACGAAGAACGAGCAACUGAAUCAUCAGAGAUGGACAUGGACUCAAACUUUCAGCCUUACAGAGUCGACUGGCUUGGAAAGUUCGUUCGGUGUGAGCUCACGUCAAGUCGCACACCUCGUGACUGGCCAAGAGAGCUCACUUGUCUCUCUCGUCUUAGAAAAACUCACCGGUGUCAACUACCGAGAAUGGGCCCAGACGGUGCGGCUCGCGGUAGAAGGUCAUGGCUGGUUAAUUCAAUAGCACCAACUAUGAAAGUUUUUUAUUUCUCCCAACAACUCGGGAGAUAUGGGACGUUGUGAAGGAGGCAUACUCAGAUGGGGAGAACGCUUCUCAAGUGUUUGAGAUUAAAUCCAAGCUAUGGCUCGUGAAGCAAGUUUUGAGGAUGCUGCUCGGUUUAGAAAACGGCUGGAGAAAGAACGACUGUAUGAGUCGCUAGUCGGACUUAAUUUAGACUUGGAUGAUUUUCGUGGCAGAAUUCAGAGUCUGGAACCUUUGCCAUCUGUCCGAGAAGCCUUUGCAAUGAUCUGGAGGGAGUACUCUCGAAGGAAGGUAAUGUUGAAAGAUGAACCCAUUUCUCGAACCAGUACCUUUGAAUCAUUUGCUCUUGUUGCCAAAUCUAAUGAUCCUAAAAGCACUAAAGGACGUCCCACGUGUGAACACUGUAAGAAAGUGGGCCACACAAAGGAUAAAUGUUGGGACCUCCAUGGUAAGCCACCCAACUGGAAGCCAAGAAAGGGAAAAAGUCGUGGAUAUGUUGCUGAAAGCUCUAUGGGAGAUGAUAAUUCACAGCCCUCAAAUGAUCAACUAAGUAAGAUCAUUGAAAUGCUGUCAGCCCUGCAAACUAAUAGGCAACCUAUUGCUACUGUGGUACAAAGAGGAUCUACUGACAGGGAUGAUGAUUGGUAGUGCUAAGGAAUUUGAUGGUCUUUACUACCUGGAUGGAAAUAAAGUCAGUAAUGUUAGGUCAUGCAAUAAAGUGUCUCUCCCUAAGACUAGUGAGUUGGAGUUGUAGCACAAACGUCUUGGUCAUCCUAAUUUCAAGUAUAUGUCAAAAUUGUUUACUUUAAUUUGCAAUAAAAAUGAUUAUUCUCAACUCUAU